Molecule: messenger RNA, 1408 nt
Organism: Zea mays
Lineage: Eukaryota; Viridiplantae; Streptophyta; Magnoliopsida; Poales; Poaceae
Source: RefSeq, marked predicted
ACCUUCCCAGUUCCCACGUCCCAACAACAACCACCCCAGGAUAUGAGAAUACUAUGAUCCCCAUCCCUCCCCUCCCCUCCCCUGACUCUACUACUCCUCCCCCACUGCCUUGCCUUCGUCGUCACAUGCGCACAAGAAAGAACCCGCGCCGCCCCUGACCCUGGCCCCUCCUCUCCUCCAGCGCGCAGCCAAGACGUCGCCGCGCCCGCUUCCAUGACCCUCGUCCCCACCUCGCGAUGAGCGACAUUGCGCCGUGGUGGCGCCUGCCUUUUCGUUCUUGACCGCCCGUCGAGCUGCUACGAGAAAGGGAGGGAGGCCGGGCGAUGGCCGCCGCGAGGAGGCUCUCGGAGCUGCUGCAGGAGCAGCAGGAGCCGUUCCUCGUCGAGGCCGCCAGGGCGAGGCGGCCCCGACGCGUCCGUGGCGCGAGCGGGGCGGCGGCGGAGGAAGCGGGAGGAGGAGGUGGGCUGGGCUGCUGCCCCACCGCGGCGUGCCGGCGGCUGCUCAGGCUCUGCAGCCACGGGUUCAAGAAGAGGAGCGCCGGCGCCCUCAGGUCGGCGCUGACCAAGGUGCUGUGCAGCAGGGCCAUGCGCCGGGUGCUGCGCUGGGACGGCCUCGGCGGAGGCUGCCUCUCGGGCGCCGGCGCAUGCGGCGCCAGCGAGUUCCGCCGCCUGCGCCGCUCACUGGGGGACAGCGGCGAGUGUGACCCUCGCGCCAUGGUGUUUCCCGGCGAUGGUGGGGACGAGGAGCGGGUGGGGUGGAAGGCCGACAUGGACGUCGACUCGUCGCGGCAGCUCAGCCCGGUCUCCGUCCUGGACCUGCACUCCGACGAUGACGACGACGAGUCGCUGGCGCAUUCUUACUGGGGCGACGAGAAGCCGUCCACCUCCGGGAGCUCACCUCCGUCCGAGCCUUUCCUCGGGCCGACCUCUCCGUGCUUCAGCUACUACAGCCACAGCCACAUCCUGCACGACAAGUUCCGCGAGAUGGAGGUGGACGAGGGCGAGGAGGAGACGGCCCGGACCGGCAGGUCCGUCGAGGAGCAGAUCUCGUCGUGGGAGAAGAUCGCGGGUGACAUCUCCAGGAUCCCCGCGAUGGUGGAGCUGGACCUGGCGCGGUCCGCGCGGCAGUGGCGGGAGCCGAGGCUGGAGGCCAGGGAGGUCGGCGCCAGGAUAGAGACCCUCAUCUUCGAUGACAUCAGGAGGGAGACCGUGUGCGACAUGCUCGCCUCGCAUUGUAGAUCGGCGGCGGCGGCGGCGGCAGCAGCAACGUCUUGUUGAUCGAGGUAGUAGGAGGAGGAGGGGUUGUUGUGUUGGUCAGAAGCUAUGCAGCGGAUACGGGUACAUUUAUCGACAGUUUUCAAAAAUAAAAUGGAGAAUAAAUAGCGUAUAUAUGUUGAAAAGGUUAACAA